ACUAUCAAAACCAGGAAGUUCAUGACAAACAGACUUCUUCAGCAUAAACAGAUGGUAAUAGAUGUCCUUCAUCCUGGAAAGGCCACAGUGCCCAAGACUGAAAUUCAAGAAAAACUGGCCAACAUGUACAAAACAACUCUAGAUGUCAUUUUUGUCUUUGAAUUCAGGACCCAUUUUGGUGGUGGCAAACCAACAGGCUUUGGUAUGAUUUAUGAUUCCCUUGACUAUGCAAAGAAAAUUAAACCAAAGCACAGACUCGCAAGGCAUGACCUAUAUGACAAGAAAAAGACAUCAAUAAAGCAGCAAAAAGAACACAAGAACAGAAUGAAGCAAGUCAGGGGUACUGCAAAGGCAAAUGUCGGUGCUGGCAAAAAGAAGGCAUAA
Trichosurus vulpecula (common brushtail) is the source of this 384-nucleotide messenger RNA. RefSeq names its product 40S ribosomal protein S24-like. Gene Ontology annotation, cellular component: ribosome. Gene Ontology annotation, biological process: translation. The transcript has a single exon. Gene Ontology annotation, molecular function: structural constituent of ribosome. The record is from RefSeq and is a predicted model, not a curated record. NCBI's taxonomy places the organism in Eukaryota, Metazoa, Chordata, Mammalia, Diprotodontia, Phalangeridae. The coding region runs from base 22 to 384 and encodes 120 amino acids.